Molecule: messenger RNA, 387 nt
Organism: Dissoconium aciculare CBS 342.82
Lineage: Eukaryota; Fungi; Ascomycota; Dothideomycetes; Mycosphaerellales; Dissoconiaceae
Exons: 2
Coding region: 1-387 (128 amino acids)
Source: RefSeq, a predicted model, not a curated record
AUGAAGACAACUGCCCUGCUCUCGAUCUUGCUCUCGGCUACACAAAUCGGGGCCAUGGUACUCGACAAUGCGCUCGACAGCUCAGUCGAACUCCAAAGACCCAUCCUCGGCACCGACGAGAUAACACGAGUGGUCGACAUCCCUCUACGAUGCAGUGAGAUGCGAUGCAAGACAUGCCGGGCAACAAACAAGUGCGAGAGCGAGCAAUCAUGGCUGCUGACGAAUGCUUUCAACUUGCUUGGUCAGAAACAGACUCUGGAUGAGAUCUGCACCGACAAAGAUUUGAUGCUGCGAUUCAUUUACGAUGGCGGAGCAAAUGGAGACAGCGAUGCCCUUCUGCAUCUUUCUGCACGCUUCGCAGGGCAUGACGACGCUCACUUGAAGUAA